Phycodurus eques (leafy seadragon) is the source of this 757-nucleotide messenger RNA. RefSeq names its product histone H2B 7-like. Gene Ontology annotation, cellular component: nucleosome. The record is from RefSeq and is a predicted model, not a curated record. NCBI's taxonomy places the organism in Eukaryota, Metazoa, Chordata, Actinopteri, Syngnathiformes, Syngnathidae. The coding region runs from base 21 to 395 and encodes 124 amino acids. The transcript has a single exon. Gene Ontology annotation, molecular function: DNA binding; structural constituent of chromatin; protein heterodimerization activity.
UUGACGGAGCAAUUGUAACAAUGCCUGAGCUGUCGAAGCCCGCGGGUAAGAAAGGAUCCAAGAAGGCGGUGGCGAAGUCCAACAACAAAGGCACCAGGAAGAGGAAGAGAGCCAGGAAGCAGACCUAUGGCAUCUACGUGUACAAGGUGCUCAAGCAGGUGCACCCCGACACCGGCAUCUCGUCCAAGGCCAUGAGCAUCAUGAACUCGUUCGUCAACGACAUCUUCGAGCGCAUCGCCUCCGAAGCGUCUCGCCUGGCUCACUACAACAAGCGCUCCACCAUCACGUCCAGGGAGAUCCAGACCGCCGUCCGCCUCCUGCUACCGGGCGAGCUGGCCAAGCACGCCGUGUCCGAGGGCACCAAGGCCGUCACCAAGUACACCAGCUCCAAGUAAACUAUUUCGGCUGUAACCGACAAACCAAAGGCUCUUUUAAGGGCCACCUACUUAUUCUUAAGAGUUCUUCGUCCUCACAAUCUUUAAAAAAAUAAUAAUAAUUAAAAAAAAAAUUAUAUAUAUAUAUUUUGUGUCAGUAUAAAUGUCGACUGUGGAUGUUGUAUCACACACUAAAUUGGAAUACAAGGUUACGUCAUCCGUCAUUUUUUUGUACCAAUAAAAAUAAAAAACAAAUUUACUAGUUUUGAAAUUGGAAUUCAUGGAUGAGUUUGUUCACCGAUCUGUUAAAGUUUGGUAAUAAGAAAAAAGUGCUUGAAAUCUUGAAGAUUUUAGCAGGAAUCGUGGAAGUCGCACAUGAUUUU